Messenger RNA from Cucurbita pepo subsp. pepo (vegetable marrow), 444 nucleotides. RefSeq names its product LOB domain-containing protein 24-like. The record is from RefSeq and is a predicted model, not a curated record. NCBI's taxonomy places the organism in Eukaryota, Viridiplantae, Streptophyta, Magnoliopsida, Cucurbitales, Cucurbitaceae.
AUGAUCUCUGGUCGUUGUGCAGCUUGUAAGUAUUUGAGAAGAAGAUGUCCUUCCGAUUGCAUUUUUUCCCCUUUCUUUCCUUCCAAUAAUCCUCAAAGAUUCGCCAUUGUUCAUCGAAUCUAUGGUGCCAGCAAUGUCGCCAAAUUCCUCCAUCAACUCCCUCUGCAUCUACGACCCGAAGCAGCCGAAACUUUGUUCUUUGAGGCAAAAUGCAGAAUUGAAGAUCCAGUUUAUGGAUGUGUUGGAAUUAUUUCUCAAUUACAACAUCAAUUACACGUGGCAGAAACCCAGUUGGCCAAAACUCGGGCUGAGAUUGCAUUUCUCGCUUCCAACCUCCAAGAAGCCCAACCACAAGAUUUUGCAGUUCAGCCCAUUCAAGGCCCAAAUACUAUUGGGUUCUCUCAGAUUGGGCUUUCCACUCCAGCCCAUUGGUUUAAUUCAUAG